Molecule: messenger RNA, 1334 nt
Organism: Silurus meridionalis
Lineage: Eukaryota; Metazoa; Chordata; Actinopteri; Siluriformes; Siluridae
Gene: bbs5
Product: Bardet-Biedl syndrome 5
Exons: 12
Coding region: 138-1166 (342 amino acids)
Biological process (GO): cilium assembly; intracellular transport
Cellular component (GO): BBSome; ciliary basal body
Molecular function (GO): phosphatidylinositol-3-phosphate binding
Source: RefSeq, a predicted model, not a curated record
AGUGUUACUACGGUGAUGCAUAGACGCUUGCCUUAAAUCCUCUUAUCGGGCUUCUAGCGAGUGUCGUUGUGUGAAUUUGUCUCGGUUACACACCUAAACGUGUCAGCUUUGUUUUGCGGCGUGUUUCCGGACCGAUCAUGGCUGGGGUGUUAGAUGCACUUUGGGAGGACAGAGAUGUCCGCUUUGACAUCACACCACAACAGAUGAAAACCAGGCCUGGUGAGGUGCUGAUUGACUGCCUGGAUUCAAUCGAAGACACUAAAGGAAAUAAUGGUGAUAGAGGAAGACUCCUGGUAACCAAUUUGAGAAUCAUUUGGCAUUCUGUCGCCUUGCCGAGGGUUAACUUAUCUGUGGGAUACAAUUCUGUCAUAAACAUCACUACGAGAACAGCGAAUUCAAAACUGAGGGGGCAGACAGAAGCUCUCUACAUCCUGACUAAAUCGAACAACACAAGAUUUGAGUUUAUCUUCACUAAUGUCAUUCCUGGAAGUCCAAGACUGUUCACUUCUGUCAUUGCUGUACACAGAGCUUAUGAGACCUCCAAAAUGUACCGGGAUCUCAAAUUAAGAGCGGCUUUGAUUCAGAAUAAACAGCUGAGACUUUUGCCUCGUGAACAAGUCUAUGACAAAAUCAAUGGAGUUUGGAAUUUAUCCAGUGAUCAGGGUAACCUGGGCACUUUCUUUAUUACUAAUGUGAGGAUAGUGUGGCACGCCAACAUGAAUGAAAGCUUCAACGUCAGCAUUCCUUACUUGCAAAUUCGCUCAAUAAGGAUUCGAGACUCCAAGUUUGGACUCGCGCUUGUGAUCGAGAGCUCUCAGCAGACAGGUGGAUAUGUACUGGGUUUUAAGAUCGAUCCACUGGACAAGUUACAGGAUGCAGUGAAAGAAAUAAAUUCUCUUCACAAAGUCUAUUCUGCAAACCCAAUCUUUGGUGUGGAAUACGAGAUGGAGGAAAAGCCACAGCCGUUGGAGGAGCUCACAGUGGAGCAGCCUCCUGAUGAUGUAGAGAUCGAGGCAGAUGAACAGACAGAUGCUUUUACAGCGUACUUUGCUGAUAGCAACAAGCAACAAGACCGGGAGCCAGUGUUUUCUGAAGAACUUGGUUUGGCGGUGGAGAAGCUGAAAGAUGGCUUCACGCUUCAAGGACUUUGGGAAGUCAUGGGUUGAAAAGACAGUCAGGAUCCAUCUAUCUAAGACUAAAUGAGAGUUUUAUGGCUUGAAUUCUAAUUGCUGUAGUGAUUACAGACAUUUGUAUAUAGUAUUUAUUUAUUUCUAAGUUUAAUUUUGUAUGUUAUUUAUAUACAGGUACAUCUCAAUAAAUUAGAUCAUUAAAAA